This is a messenger RNA of Adineta steineri, 399 nucleotides long. Lineage: Eukaryota; Metazoa; Rotifera; Eurotatoria; Adinetida; Adinetidae. The record is from the annotation of a GenBank genome assembly.
AUGGUUGCUCCAUUAUUAGGAAUUUUAUUUAUUAGUUUAGCUUUAAUUAAUUUAUCAUCAAAUAUAAAUCCUUAUCUACAUUUAUUUCUGCGUGAUCAUUUAAAACAAAUUCAAGAAAAUCUUCCAAUUGCAUAUCUUCGUGAAAGUUCAAUAAAUCAAUUUCAAACAAUAUUUUCUAUCUAUGUUCUUAUCUGUGGAUUGAUUAUAUUUAUUGGUGAAGGUUUAAUACGUUUAUUAUUUAUAAUUCCAUUAUCAAUAAUAUUAAUAUAUAUAAUACAAUUUACAAUAAUUUAUGGUAUAACAUUAGCAAAUCUUCCUGUUUAUAUGUUUUUAUUUGUUUGUAUAAUGAUUAUUCUUUUUAAUGAUUGUGCUGAAUUUGAUGAACUUGAAGUAAAAUAA